This is a messenger RNA of Mangifera indica (mango), 3603 nucleotides long. RefSeq names its product RNA-dependent RNA polymerase 2. Gene Ontology annotation, biological process: siRNA processing. The record is from RefSeq and is a predicted model, not a curated record. Lineage: Eukaryota; Viridiplantae; Streptophyta; Magnoliopsida; Sapindales; Anacardiaceae. Gene Ontology annotation, molecular function: RNA binding; RNA-directed RNA polymerase activity. Bases 148 to 3531 code for a protein of 1127 amino acids. Gene Ontology annotation, cellular component: nuclear RNA-directed RNA polymerase complex. The transcript has 4 exons.
UAGUCCUUCGGCCUCUAAAAAAGCAGAAAGCACAAGCAGCGGCGAUCCGGCACUUUCCAAGUCCAAUUUCUAAAGGAGCACAAAACACGACCAGUUGCAAUCGUGUGUUCCUGCAAAAACUCAGUGACGAGUCACUCCAGAUUCACAAUGGGUGUUUUCGUAGAGAGACCAACAGUGUGGGUCUCAAACAUUCCCCAAUCCAUCAUAGCCGAGGACCUCCUCCAAUACCUCGAGAGCCGACUCGGUCAAGACUCAGUCUUCGCUAUUGAGAUACAGACUGAACGGAAAAACUGGAAGUCCCGCGGCGUUGGUCGUGUGCAAUUCACUUCCUUGGAUUUUAAAACCAAAGCUCUAAACCUCUCUCUCGAUCAAGCCCUAGUCUUUAAGUCUCAUUGUCUGGAAAUCUCUGAAACUUAUGCUGAUAUCAUUGCCAGGCCCAUCAAGGACCGAUUCAGAGUUGAGGAUAGUAUUUUGCAUGUGGGGUUUAUGAGAAAAGAGGAGAGGUUGUGUGUGUUGGAGAGUUGGGAAGGUGUGAGAGGGUGGCUGAUGCCCGAGAGAAGCAUGGUGGAGUUUUGGAUAUGGCAGAAGGAUGAGCAAGAGUGCGACGAAUGUUGUUAUAAGUUGGAGAUUUCGUUUGAAGAUAUUUUGGAGACUGUUGGGUGUCGUUUGGAUGGGGAAGUUAAUGGGAUUCUUCUCCAGCUAAAGUAUGGGCCAAAGAUCUAUCAAAAAAUUUCUGGACCUAAGAUAGCAACAAAAUUCCGUAGGGACCGAUAUCACAUGUGCAAGGAAGAUUUUGACUUUCUCUGGGUUCGCACAACAGACUUCUCUGUUGUGAAGUCAAUUGGACAAUCAACUUCAUUUUGCUGGGAAAUUGAAGAUGACUUAUUGAUGUCAGAUCUUUUCUCAAGUUUUCCGUACUUUAAGGAAGACAAAAAACAGCUAAUUUUGGAGGAUGGAGAAGAGUUCUGUUCAACUUCUGAAACAGUUCCGCUUGUAAAAUGCGGACCAGUUUCUAAUAUAGCAUAUGAAGUCCUUUUCCAGCUCAAUUCACUUGUUCAUACUCAUAAAAUUAGUCUUGCUGCAGCAGAUGAUAAAUUGAUUGAGAUCCUUAGUGGUUUAACCAUGGAGAAUGCAUUAAUGAUUCUACAGAAGUUGCAGAAGUUGAAGUCAACUUGCUAUGAUCCUGUUUCUUUCAUAAAAAUCCAAUUACACAUCUUAGGGAGAAAUUGUAAGAGCGUUCUCUUGUCAUCUGACAAAAGGUUGAUAGAUCGUAACAUAAUGAGCUGUUAUAGGGCCUUAGUUACUCCAUUGAAAGUUUAUUGUUUGGGUCCUGAGCUUGAACAUUCUAAUUAUGUUGUAAAGAACUUUGCAGAAUAUGCCUCAGAUUUUAUGAGAGUUACUUUCGUUGAAGAAGAUUGGAGUAAGCUUCCUGUGAAUGCUCUUUCGACAAGCAUUGAACAAGGUAUAUUCGCCAAACCUUACAGAACUAAAAUAUACUAUAGAAUAUUGUCUAUUCUUCGAGAUGGGAUUUUGAUCGGAGAUAAAAGAUACGAGUUUCUGGCUUUCUCAGCUAGUCAGUUACGAUCAAAUUCUGUUUGGUUGUUUGCUUCUAAUGACAAGGUGAAAGCAGAAGAUAUCAGAGAAUGGAUGGGAUGCUUCAACAAGAUACGAAGUGUGUCAAAAUGUGCAGCAAGGAUGGGUCAGUUGUUCAGUGCUUCUAUGCAAACUCUGUGUGUUCCUGCACAAGACAUAGAAAUCAUUCCUGAUAUUGAAACUGCUUCUGAUGGCAUUAGCUACUGCUUCUCAGAUGGUAUUGGGAAAAUUUCUCAAUCUUUUUCUAGGUCAGUGGCUCAGACAUGUGGACUGAGGGAGACUCCUUCAGCAUUUCAAAUUCGAUAUGGUGGCUACAAAGGUGUGAUUGCUGUUGAUUGUAAAUCCUACCGGAAGCUGUCUUUGCGUAGUAGUAUGCUUAAGUUUGAAUCAAAUAACAGGAUGCUUAAUAUCACCAAAUGGAGUGACUCUAUGCCUUGCUUUCUGAAUCGAGAGAUUAUUAUCCUCUUGUCUACCUUGGGAAUUAAGGAUGAAGUACUUGAAGCAAUGCAACAAGAACAAUUGCAUCUGCUAGGCAAAAUGUUGACAAAUAGAGAAGCAGCUUUGGAUGUCUUACAGAAGUUGAGUGUGGCUAACUCCAAAAGUAUUCUGGCAAAGAUGUUGCUUCAAGGUUAUGAACCUAAUAUUGAGCCAUACCUCUCAAUGAUGCUUCAAGCACAUCAUGAGAAUCAGUUGUCUGAGUUAAAAAGCAGAUGCAGAAUCUAUGUUCCAAAGGGUCGGCUCUUGAUUGGUUGCUUGGAUGAGACUGGUUUAUUAAAUUAUGGCCAAGUUUAUAUCCGCAUUACCAUGACAAAAGCAGAGCUAGUAGGCAAGGAUCAAAGUUUCUUCCGCAAGGUGGAUGAGAAAACAUCCAUAGUUUUAGGGAAGGUGCUUGUCACCAAAAAUCCUUGUCUUCACCCUGGAGAUAUCAGAGUACUUGAGGCUGUCUAUGAAGUCAACCUUGAGGAGAAUGGUCUGGUGGAUUGCAUUCUCUUCCCUCAGAAAGGAGAAAGGCCCCAUCCAAAUGAAUGCUCUGGUGGAGAUCUCGACGGAGAUAUCUUUUUCAUAAGCUGGGAUAAAGAUCUCAUCCCUUGUGAAACUCAUCCUCCUAUGGAUUACAUUGGAGGGAGAUCACGAGUAUUGGAUCAUGAUGUGACCUUAGAGGAAAUUCAAAAAUUUUUUGUUGAUUACAUGAUCAAUGAUACUUUAGGUGCCAUCUCUACUGCUCAUUUAGUUCAGGCUGAUCGUGAUCCAAUGAAGGCCCGGAGUGCAAAAUGCCUACAGUUGGCAACACUUCACUCGAUGGCUGUUGACUUUGCAAAGACUGGGUUGCCGGCAGAGAUGCCUGUGGCUCUGAAACCAAGGGAAUUCCCAGAUUUCAUGGAAAGGGUAGACAAACCCAUGUACAUUUCUUCUGGGGUACUUGGAAAACUCUACCGUGCCACCCUUAACUCAAUGAACCAAAUGACAACCAACCACUCCAUUUGGUCAGAGAAGAUAGCUGAAGCGAGCUAUGACAAUGAUCUUGAAGUGGAUGGUUUCGAAGCCUUCCUUGGAACUGCAGAAAUUCACAGAGAAAUGUAUGAGGAGGAGAUGACCAAGCUGAUGAACUUCUAUGGUACGAAGACCGAGGACGAGCUACUGACAGGUAAUAUACGAAACAAACCAGGGUAUUUGCAACGCGAUAACAGGAGAUACGGAGACAUGAAAGAUCGGAUCUUGCUGUCCGUGAAGACUGUUCAGAGAGAAGCUAAAGAAUGGUUCGAAAGUAGCUGCAAGGCAGAUGAACAUCAAAAGUUAGCCUCAGCAUGGUACCAUGUAACUUACCACCCAACUUAUUGCCGGGAAGGCAUAAAUUUCCUGAGUUUUCCAUGGGUUGUGAGCGAUAUUCUACUCUACAUUAAGUCUGUAAAUUGCAGAGAAGUUAGUGAACUAAGCUAACAAUCUGUUUAGCAGAUCUUAGGAUGUAUUUUUCGUGAACAUGAUACAAGAUAAAACCAUGUCAAUUUCUCA